Molecule: messenger RNA, 6288 nt
Organism: Culex quinquefasciatus (southern house mosquito)
Lineage: Eukaryota; Metazoa; Arthropoda; Insecta; Diptera; Culicidae
Exons: 12
Coding region: 102-6230 (2042 amino acids)
Source: RefSeq, a predicted model, not a curated record
GUCCCAAUUUUGACGGAAAUUUCAACCAAUUCGGUUCAUUCGCGUAGUCGUCGGUUGGAUUAGUGAGUGAUGUGAUGAGGAAAAUUUUCUAAAGUGCAAAAAUGCAGUGGAAAAUUGUGCUAUCGAUAGUGGUGGUGGGUGCUUUGGUGGAAAAUUUAGCCAUUGUUGAGGGAAUUUCCUGUUACAAGUGUUCAAAUUGUGUGAAACUUCCUGAAAACGUCGACACGAUAGAUGAUACCGAGCCGUGCGAAACUUCCUGUGCCAUAUGGAAAAAUUCCGCUGAUGAAAUUGAACGUGGGUGUAAACCUGUCGAUCCUGAAGUUGAAUUGAAACACGAAUGCUCUGAUGACUUGUGUAACGUUGCUAACAUUCCGAUUUGUAAGCAGUGUUCGGAAAAUCUGGAUGAUUGUAAAACCGUGUUUUGCAAAAUUAACGAUGACGAUGAUGAUGACGACGGUGGAGAUAAUGAUGAUGAUGAUGACGAUGGUCUAUGUUACAUCAGUAAAGGAGACGACAGCCGAGGCUGCGUAUCGAAUCUAGAGGACGGAUACAACGAAGACGACUAUUUAUUCUGCAGCACGGAAAACUGCAACCGAGUGGUGACUUGCGUGAAGUGCAAUUCGGCCGAAAAUCCCGACUGUCUUGAAAAUUGGGACAUUUAUGCGAAUCAAAGAUGUCCCAACGGAGAGGUGAUUUACGAAAAGGGUUGCUUUCGCGAGGAAUUUGAUGCCACAAACUUCCGGUUGGGAUGCACAAGUGAGCUGAUGGAUCCUGAUGCAAAGGAAAAUGAUAAUUUCAAAAAGUGUACGGACGAGAAUUGUAACAAAAGAGAAUUUAUGAGUUGUUAUAUUUGCGACAAAGAUUGUGAAACACUUAAAACGGAAGUUUGUACGGAAUAUUACACGUCAUGUUUGACGGGAUACUUCCGAAAUCCGAAGAGUUGGUACCGCGAUUGUACAGAUUUUGUAGAUCCCGCUGAUCCUGGAUUCGAUUUCUACGACGUGUGUAAUGAAACGCUGUGCAACAACCAAACCUUCCCGACCCACCUGCAGUGUUACCAGUGUACCGACAACUGUGACGUUCUUACCGACGCUGAACUCGAUUUUUGCCCUUCCACGGAAGCUCAAUACUGUUUCACCUUGCGGACAGACGGCGGAGAGCUGAUUCACGGCUGUGACCAGGACGCUCGCGCCGAUGAAUGUCAAGAGCGGAAAAAUUGCCUAACGUGCGAAUCGGGUGGCUGUAACGGUGCCGACCCGGAACCGGUACAGUGUGUUACCUGUGACUCCACAGAGGAUUGUAAAGCAACUGGAAACGAACCUAAGGAUUGUGAUUUCUUUGAAGAAUGCUUCUUGGAUUACGGCACGGGUGAGCUGACCAAAGGUUGCUCGUCAGGCUUGAACUCGUGCGAUUCGAACUCAUGUAAGGUUUGCAGUGAGUCUCGCUGUAACGAACACCAUUGCGUUCGGUGUAGUUCAGAAACGCUCGAGGAUUGCAUCUCCGGAAAGGGAAACGUCGGGUACGAGCUGUGUUCAGCUGAGGAGAAGUGCGUUGCCUUUGUGGACGAACAAGGAUUCACCGUCCGUGGAUGCAAGGCAAGCUUCCCGGAGCUGGACUGUACGGAUGAGAGCUGCAUUGAAUACGAUGGGCCAGGCAGCAAUGAUGAGCUGUUUCCGGCGAACGCCUGGCAGUGCCAUUACUGCACCGGUCUUGAUUGCGAUAUAGGUUCCACGACAACAAAAUACUGCCCAAGUAGCACCAAUCUUGGAUGUUUCACCAUGUUUGAUGGUGACAAGAUAACCGAUCGAGGAUGUGUUACCGAAGACAUGAGAUGCGAAGACGAUCCAAAUUGUUUCAGUUGCACCACUAGAGCCAACUGUAACGACCAAGAGCCAUGGGAGUGCAAUGCCUGUACCUUCAUAAAUGCCGAAGGCGAUUGCUUGGAAGAUCCGGAGCAAACCUGCAAAACCAUGACCGGUUGCGUAGCGUUCAUCGAUGACGACAACACGAUCGUGCGGGACUGCGCCCAAAACGUGCCCAAGUGUCGGGAUGGAUCGUGUGAGCUACGCUCGACAAACGAUCAAGACGUGUGCAGCGAUGGCGACGGCAGCUGGAAGGUUUGCGACUCGAACCUAGCGGAGGGCAAGUGCUGGCGCUACCAAAGGGAGGGUGAAGUCCGCACGGGAUGUAGCGAAGACCGGGACGAGAUUUGCGGAGCUGGAAGCGAGCAUUGCAAGGCGUGCAGCUCAAUCCUGUGCAAUGAGCAAGAGAUCGCCGAGUGUUCCUGCUCGGAUUGCGGCCAACAGUCCACGAAGCUGUGUGAGGAUCCCAACAGUAAAUGCUACGCGGGGAUCAAGGAUGGUCUGGUUAUCUUGGGAUGUUCAGAGGACUUGGAGUCCGAGGAAGGGGUCACUAUUUGCGAGGAAGUGCUGUGCAAUUCAGCGUGGAGCUGUCACUCAUGUUCGACUCAAGACGGGGAAGACUGCUUGCAUGAUACCGAGAGAAGCUGCGAAACCGUUCUAGGUUGUGUAACGCUGCUUGACGGUAGUAACGUUAUCCGAGGUUGCGCGGAAGAUCUCUGCGUUGAAGGUUGUGCUGAUGUUUGCAACACGGGGUUCUGUAACGAUCAGCAAGUGUGCUACGCCUGCGAGGACUGUGAAACGGUCAAUGAUCAACCGCUUAAGAUGUGCCAGCAGCAAGGUUGUUAUUCAGCGCAUGAUCUCGACGAGCGAACGAUCAGUCGCGGAUGCGCUGACGAAGCAACUGACGAGCAAUGUCAGCCUGGCGUCAACUGCAUCGAGUGCGUCCGAACCAUGUGUAACGUUGUCGAACCGUUGCGGGUGUCGCUGCAGUGCUCCCAAUGUGAUCUGGGAAGCUGCAGCGAUUACGCACCGGCACAGAGUUGCGACAGUGUCGGGCUUCUGAUUGAUCGAUGCGUGAAGUUUGCACCGCUGGGUGUUACGAUCUACAGGGGUUGUCUCAGCGGCAUAGCCGAUGCUGUCAAGGACGGGUGCAAGGUGCAGAGCGAGUUCUGUAAGUAUUGUGACGAAGACUACUGCAACACUGAGGAGUUGUCAUGCCACCAAUGUUCCACGGAGGAAGAAUCGUUCGGAUGUCUUCUAAAUCCGACUACCUCUACCGUGUGCAAACCUGGUGAUAGCUGUACGACCUGCUUGGACACUGACGGUCAUCUGCAUCGAGGAUGCACAAGCGAUUUGACUGGAACUUGUAGCAGAAAACCCGCGCAGCAUGAACAAUGUCAACAGCACGACUGUAACUCAGACAUCCUCCCAGCGGUUCGUCACGAAUGCUAUCAGUGCCAAAACUGCUUGCAGAUCAAGCAAAGUGACCGCAAGCCGUGCUUGCGAUACAAAGACAGCGAGUCCUGCUACGUGCAGGCAGUGGAUGAGCUCACUGUGCAUCGGGGAUGCACUUCGGACGCCCCCGAACAUUGUGAGAACUGUCUUCAGUGCAGCGAUGAAAACGGAUGCAACUCGAUGGGACCUUUGCAGAGAAACGAGCUCUCCUGCGUAAAAUGCACCAGCAACACGGAGUGCGAAGGAAAUGCUUUCGGAAGCCGUUGCGAAAAAGAUGCUCUGAUAGGUCGACCUGAUUCUUGCUACACGCAAUUCGUAGGAGAAUUCGUCAUCCAGAAGGGGUGCCUCUCAGAUCUAGCAGAGUCCAAUCCUUUCUACGACGAUUGCCAGCGGAGCAGCGGCAACUGUGCUACCUGUACAACAAAUGACUGUAACAAGGGAAAGGCUUGGUGCUACAAGUGUAAUUCUGUGGACGAUCCGGACUGUUCCGAUUCAGCAAAUCUGACAAGCUACCGAGCGGAAUGCGAAGCCGAAUGCGUUGCCAAACUGGACGACGAGGGAUUCACGGUGCGCGGAUGCAUCGAAGACUUUGAAGCUUUCGAUCGCGCAAGUUGUGAAGCUUCCGAGCUGUGCGAAGUUUGUGCGGGAAAGAACUGUAACACGGCUACACUACCAGCGGAAGACUACCAAAGCUGCUACCAAUGCGAAGGGUCGGACUCCAGUUGUCUUGAGGCAACAAUGGAAGCUAUGGUGAAAGCAUGCCGAAGGCAUGUCCCAAGCGAUCAGUGCUACACAUUCGCCGAGAACGCCACCUGGAUCACGCGAGGCUGCCUGUCGGAUCUGACCGAACCAUGCGUUGAGCCGUGCCUGGCUUGCGACGGUAUAGGAUGCAACCGGGAGUCCGUGCUGCAGCAGAACUCGCUGGUUUGCGUUACGUGCGAUGGCGCGGCAUGUGCGGGAGCGAAGGAAGGUCGGCGAUGCACGGAGAAGGUUCUGCUGGGACGGCAGGAUUCGUGCUACGAGUACGACGAUGGGGAAAUCGUGCGCAAGGGUUGUUUGAGUGAUCUGAAGAAGGGUGACGAAGCUGUGAAGGAGAGUUGCGAGUCGGAGGACUCGGAGAGUUGUAAGCUAUGCGAUUACAACAACUGUAACGGUGAGCACAAUUAUUGCGUGAGCUGUGACUCGAGCGAAGAUCCGGAGUGUGCUGGAAGGAUGAGUCCGGUUCCGGAAGCGCUACUAGAGGAUUGCGACGAGUCUAGAUGUGUUUCCAAAUUUGAAGGAAGUAACACAGUCAUCAAGGGAUGUGCAAGCGCUUUUGAACCUUGCCGGAAGGGUGAUCCCAAUUGCAGCGAAUGCGAGGGAAGUUUAUGCAACAAUGUCCCAUUCCCGGCGGAUCGAAUUCUGUGCCAUCAGUGCACCGCAUGCAACAUUCCUACGACGGAAGCCGCCAUUUGUGCACGCUACGAUCCGGCAGAGUCUUGCUACACCCGGUUGAUAGGAGGAACCAUUCAGCGCGGAUGUCUGUCGGAAGCUACGCUGCCGGAAUGCGACGACCAGUGCUUUACGUGUACAAGCAACGGAUGCAACAACGAACCAAGUCGAUACCAAAGUGAGCUGUCCUGUGUGCACUGUCAAGGGGGUAGUCAGUGUUCGGGGGCGACGUCGAACCAGUCAGAACGAUGCAUGGGAUCCGUUGCGUUGGGUGAAACUGACAAGUGCUACACGCUCAGUAGCAACGGGGAAGUGCUGGAAAGAGGCUGUCUAGCGAGUCAGCAAAACAGUUGUGGACAGCUAACGAGCUGUGAAGAGGAGACCUGUGCCUGCGACAACUGUAAUCUAGCGGACAAGAACAAGCAGUACACUUGCCACAAGUGCGAAGGAAAGGACUGUGGACAGGCGGUGUCCGUGGUUGGAGAAACGUGCAAUGGAGCAGCCUGCGUUUCGUACGUCUCCAGGGACGGACUGGUUUCAAGAGGUUGCUUGCAAGACUACGAGAGCUUGUGCUCGAUCUAUGGCAACCGACACAGUCUUUGCUUCGGGAACCGCUGCAACGGUGAGGUUUACCCAGUUGGAAGAAUGACCUGCUACCAGUGCAAGGACUGCACGUCAACGGAUCAACUACAAAGCCGCAUUUGCCAGAGGUAUGUCCAGCAAGACGGUUGCUACACGUUGACGGACGGAACCAGCGUCAACCGCGGAUGUCUGUCUGACUUGCCUCAGCUGAACUGUUCCGGAAACAACUGUGUCUCGUGCAGUGAACCCGAUUGUAACCGCCAAGACGUCACGACACCAACUGAAACACCAGCCCCAAGCACCACAACCGAACAAGCUGUCACAACCGAAGACCCCGAAACAACAACGGAAGUUCCGCUCCAGUCGUGCAUCAUCUGCAGCGAAUCCGAUACCGACCCAAGCUGCGCUUGGGGCUUCAAACCGUCAGCUGCCACCGCUUGUCCCCUGCUCAACGAAGCCGACUUUGGCUGUUUCCGAUGUAGUAAAGAUUCCCUCGCCGUACGCGGGUGCGCCGCUGACUUGGAUGAGACCAACUGCGACGACGGAACCAUCACCGACUGUAAAACCACCGGAUGUAACGGCGAGAGCUUCCUCCGGCAGCAGUGCGCCGUCUGUACGCGCGACUGUGAUGGAUCGCGGGCUUCUUUCACGGUGCAGCUCUGUCCGGGCAAUGUGGAGUACGAAAGCCGGGGCUGCUACCUGUUGCGGAACGCGCGACGGGUCGUUACGGAGCGUGGGUGCUUUGCGGAGCUUAGCGAGGAGCAGCGGGCGGAUUGUCUGCGCGACGGAGACGACUGCUGGCGAUGCACGGGAGAUGGAUGCAACGGGGGAGCGGCGAUGCGGGCGUUUUGGGUGGGAAUUUUAGGAGCGUUGGCUUUGGCGCUGGUGAGGGCGUGGUGAGAUUUGAUCAAGAACAGCCUUUAAUUUAUGUUUUGAAAUAAAUUCAACUCAAAGACAA